Ceratotherium simum simum (southern white rhinoceros) is the source of this 4877-nucleotide messenger RNA. RefSeq names its product solute carrier family 38 member 2 (gene SLC38A2). Gene Ontology annotation, cellular component: plasma membrane. NCBI's taxonomy places the organism in Eukaryota, Metazoa, Chordata, Mammalia, Perissodactyla, Rhinocerotidae. The record is from RefSeq and is a predicted model, not a curated record. Gene Ontology annotation, molecular function: L-glutamine transmembrane transporter activity. Gene Ontology annotation, biological process: amino acid transmembrane transport; L-glutamine transport.
GGGAAGGCACCCGGCGGCUGGGCCCCGCCCACUGACGCGUCCUCCCGGGCUCCGCUAUAACCCCGCUGCUCGCCCGCCGGCUCCAGAGCCGCGCGACACUGCCGUCCCGGAGCGCCUUUCCCCGCACCGCCGCCGCCAGCCCGACCACGCGUUCCCGCACGCUCGCGCCUUUCCCUUCAGACGGCGGACGCCGGACGAUUGGGGCGGCAACUUGCCAUUUCCUUUUUUUAUUAAAAUUAUUUUUCCUGUCUGGUGUUGGGGGUUUUCUUGUUUUUGUUUUUUUUACGAUUUUGGUUUGACUGAGUAAAACCCACCGAAGGCAUUUGCCUGACUUUUCCGGGACACAGGAGCGGAGACCACCGAGGCAGCAGCGCGGGCCGGUGCACGCCAAGGACAAAAGGAAGCCCAGUGUUACUCGCUGCACCCGAUUCCUCCAGGUGCGCAGCAUGAAGAAAGCCGAAAUGGGAAAGUUCAAUAUUUCCCCGGAUGAGGACAGCAGUAGCUACAGUUCGAACAGCGACUUCAACUACUCCUACCCCACCAAGCAAGCUGCUCUGAAAAGCCAUUAUGCAGAUGUAGAUCCUGAAAACCAGAACUUUUUACUUGAAUCGAAUUUGGGGAAGAAGAAAUAUGAAACAGACUUUCAUCCAGGUACUACUUCCUUUGGAAUGUCAGUAUUUAAUCUGAGCAAUGCGAUUGUGGGCAGUGGAAUCCUUGGGCUUUCUUAUGCCAUGGCUAAUACUGGAAUUGCUCUUUUUAUAAUUCUCUUGACGUUUGUGUCAAUAUUUUCCCUGUAUUCUGUUCAUCUCCUUUUGAAGACUGCCAAUGAAGGAGGGUCUUUAUUAUAUGAACAAUUGGGACAUAAGGCGUUCGGAUUGGUUGGAAAGCUUGCAGCCUCUGGAUCAAUUACAAUGCAAAACAUUGGAGCUAUGUCAAGCUACCUCUUCAUAGUGAAAUAUGAGUUACCUUUGGUGAUCCAGGCAUUAAUGAACAUUGAAGAUACAACUGGCUUGUGGUAUCUGAAUGGUGACUAUUUGGUUCUACUGGUGUCGUUGGUGCUCAUCCUUCCUUUAUCACUGCUGAGAAAUUUAGGAUAUUUGGGAUAUACCAGUGGCCUUUCUUUGAUGUGUAUGAUGUUCUUUCUGAUUGUGGUGAUUUGCAAGAAAUUUCAGAUUCCUUGUCCUGUGGAAGUUGCUUUGAUAAUUAAUGAGACAGUAAACAGCAGCUUAACACAACCAACAACAGCAUUUGCGUCUUCCGUGGCAUUUAACAUGACUGAAGAUGAUGCUUGCAGGCCUCGUUACUUUAUCUUCAACUCACAGACUGUCUAUGCUGUGCCAAUUCUGACCUUUUCAUUUGUCUGUCAUCCGGCUAUUCUUCCCAUCUACGAAGAGCUGAAAGGCCGCAGCCGUAGAAGAAUGAUGAAUGUGUCCAAGAUUUCAUUUUUUGCUAUGUUUCUCAUGUACCUGCUUGCUGCUCUCUUUGGCUACCUGACAUUUUACGAACAUGUCGAGUCAGAACUGCUUCAUACCUACUCCGCUAUCGUGGGCACUGACAUUCUUCUUCUCAUCGUCCGUUUGGCUGUGUUAGUGGCUGUCACCCUGACGGUCCCAGUAGUUAUUUUCCCGAUCCGGAGUUCCUUGACCCAGUUGAUGUGUCCAGCAAAAGAUUUCAGUUGGUGGCGUCACAGUGUCAUUACAGUGUCUAUCUUGGCAUUUACCAAUUUGCUUGUCAUCUUUGUCCCAACCAUUAGAGAUAUCUUUGGUUUCAUUGGUGCGUCUGCAGCUGCCAUGUUGAUUUUUAUUCUUCCGUCUGCCUUCUAUAUCAAGUUGGUGAAGAAAGAACCUAUGAAAUCCGUACAAAAGAUUGGGGCAAUGUGCUUCCUGUUGAGUGGCAUAGUGGUGAUGACGGGGAGCAUGGCCUUGAUUGUUUUGGAUUGGGUACACAAUGCCUCUGAAGGUGGCCAUUAACUGUCACCACUAAAACUCCGAUAGUCCAUUUGAUGCCAGUGUUGAGUCAACUCUCAACUACUAUGAAUUUUCACCUAAUGUUUUCAGUUUCACUUCCUUUUGAAGUGUAGAUUCCUCGCUGGUUCUUCUGAAUGCAGAAUAAAUGAACUUUUCUUUUUUUUUUCCCUAAAGAAACUAUUCUGUAUGAUAGAAAUGGAUAUUAACAACAAAACCACGAGUCUCGGGUUAAUGGAAGUGACAAUUUUAUUCCAUUCCAGAGAAUGGACGGACUCUUAACUUUUAUCAAGCCACAUGUUUGGCUGUGUCAUUGUUUAACUUGGAUAUUUUAUGAUUUUACUUGAAUGUGCCUAAUGGAACCAUUCGAUGUGAGAAACAAUUCUUAAUUUACAGCAAAGUAUUGAAAUAACCAUUGAGAAAAACACUAUAAUUUUUUUUGUACCAAAAAUAUUUAAAGACCUCAGAAGCACUAUAUUACUUUUAAAAAAUUGCUUUUUUUGAACUUUAUCCAAAAACGGUUGUCAGUAAAUUCCAUAAAAAAUUUUUCAUUGGUAUUUAAAAACAAAUAUUAGUGGUAUGAAAUGAUUUGCCUUUUUGUAGGUAUAAUAAGCCAAAUACUUUUUUUACCCAAAAUAAUUUUUAGAGAAAAUGUCAUGAAAAAUUGUACCAUGAAUAGGAGCAUAGUUUUUUCCAUUCAAACUUCACCAUUAAAGGAUAAUUGAUUGAUUAUUGCUAUACCCAAAUCAGAUGAACUCUGUUCAUCAUUUUUCUUCUUUGUCCCCAAAUAAUUCGGUUCAUUCAGACUGAAAUAUUAAUGACUUCAAUCUAUUAGAAUGGAAGAUAAUGCAGAUAUUUUUGUGGGGAGUAAAAUAACUAAUUUUGAGGUACCAAAUAGUGCAAUUGGGUAAAACAGGGUUUAUUCAGUUGCAUGUGUCUCCAGAGUUGUAUCAACAGCCCUGGUUUUUUGGGCCAGCCCUUUUUUGACGUUGCUUCCAGCAGUGGAAAAUGGGCAUUUGAUGGCUGUAGGCCAAAACUAUUCUAUCCAGAGAGUACAACUUUUCAAAAUGCUCAUCUACUACUGGAAGUGUGAAUUACUUGAUUAUGUAUGGCUUAGUCGUAUUCAUGUUUUGUCUACAGUAGAGAUCUAAUCCACAGUUACACCGAUAUUUGGUAUAAGUUCUCUUCAUCUAGGCCACUGGGUUUCUCAUGCAGUAAGCUUUUUAAACUCGUUUGCACUGGAUUGUCAUCUCAUUCUUGUACAACAUAGAAUUAUUUGUUUACAUCCAACAAGUGGUUAGCUAGGGAAAACAGUGCAACCUGAGUGUAAGUAGUUGGUCCAACUGCAUGUUCGCCCUUCCAUUUCAUCCCAGUUAGAAGUGAAAAAUUACUUGGCUUUAAGAGCACAUUUAUUGUACGUUAUAGUGUAUGGUGAAUAUAUUAUUAAAUAAUGUGGUACUUUGCUCAUCAGGCAUAAUGACUAAAAUCUAAUAUACAUAAUUCCAUUAGUGGUUGAGGGAAACAAAUAAUGGAAUCAUCAAUUGGUCAUCUGGCUCUAAGGUUUUUCUCUUGAACUAAACAUUUUUAGUUUUAGGCAAGGGCCAGAAAUGUGGCAGACAUGGGUUUUGUUACGCAUUCUUGUAUUAUAUGUGACUAAAUUACAGAGAAGAUGUGUCUGUAAUUAAAGACCCUUGUGGAACUGGAAGACGUCCUGUAGUGCUACAUUGGGUGAAACCAAUGGUCCGUUUUUUGUUUGUUUCUACGAAAAUUAAGUAAUUGGGGACCAUCUAGAAAGGCAGUGAGAAGAUGGAUUCUACAGCACUGCUUUCAUUUAAUUGGGUUUUUGACACUCCCUUCAAAUCCAGAACCUCACCUCUAGUUCCGACCAAGAAUCGGCACUUCCACUUGAGUUCUUGGAAAGAAUUGCUGAUUUUAUAUCUAAGAUACAAACAAGUGACAAACAAGUGAAGAGUUGUUUUCUACAGUUUACAUCCUUUCGUAUGGAAGAAAAUACCAUGGCAACCAGGAAGGAAUGGAAAAAAGAAUCCUCUUCUCACAGCAAAUCCAUGUGGGGAGGCUCCUCCAAUCCUCUUCAGCUGUUUGAGGUUCAAAAUCAACUGGCUAGGGUAAAUUCCAUUGCAUGAUUUUCUUGGAGCUAUCUUGUCUGCCUUGAGGUUCCUAACUAGUGAAUUCCCAUGAAUGAGCAGUCUUCAGUAUUAAAACCACUGUCUUGUCACCUCAUUUUGCAUUACUGUCUUCCGUGGAUGUUUCAGUUAUAACUGUAAUGUUAUUUAUAGAACAGCAUUAAUCCAUUAAAGCUAACCUAUUUUUCAAUAUUUAUGAUAAUCUAUGUACAUACAUUGUCUGUCCAUAUGUAUUUGUAAAUAGAUUGUAUAUAAUGUCAGGUUUGGGUCUUGGGUUUCAGUGUAUAUAUUCCUGUAAGUUUCUUAACUGCAUUUUGAUGAAUUCACAUUAUGUAUCUAUAAGAAUUGUCCCAAAAGUACCUGUACAGAAAUUUCGAUAUAAACAAAUUGACAGGUUGUAUAAACACUAAAAGGUUUAAAACAUUUAAAUUGUAUUUGCAAUAAACAGACUGGUUGAACAUAUUUUUUCAUGAAAACUUGGUGCAAGUUCAGAUCUCUUUAAAUUUUAAAUAAGGUCUAAAUUUUCAAAAUGCAGUAGUUAAUGAAAAUGUGAUCUAGUGUAAUGAAAUCAAAUGUGAUCUAGUGUAAUGAAAGACCUUUUUGAGAACCUGGGUGUGUUACCUUUCUGUAUAUAAUGUAAAUAUCCCCACUGUACUGUUAGAGGCCAACAAUUCCAGUGCGACUUGUUGGCAAAGAGUGCUACACCGUUUCAAUGAAACAAUGUAUGUUUGUUUUAACUGAACUAAAAUAAAUACAUGCUUAAUCCUGA